Molecule: messenger RNA, 812 nt
Organism: Diprion similis
Lineage: Eukaryota; Metazoa; Arthropoda; Insecta; Hymenoptera; Diprionidae
Gene: Trs31
Product: trafficking protein particle complex subunit 5
Exons: 3
Coding region: 121-696 (191 amino acids)
Biological process (GO): endoplasmic reticulum to Golgi vesicle-mediated transport
Cellular component (GO): TRAPPII protein complex; TRAPPI protein complex; TRAPPIII protein complex
Source: RefSeq, a predicted model, not a curated record
UUGACAGGUAACUUGGGCUUUGACAGGAAAGUCUCCGCAACAAGAAUAUGAAUUAGCUCAUAACGAUUUGUUGUAUCAGAAUAAGUUUGCGACGCUUCAAUAGAGGUAACGAAUUUCGCAAUGGCAAGUAUAACUAUAUCCGCAGUUCGUCCACGAACGAGUAUUCUCGACAAGUCGUUGAGUAAAGGGAAAAGUGAGGUUAGCUUGAGUUGUUACGCUCUUUUGUUUUCUGAGCUUGUUCAAUACUGCCAAAACCGCGUUUACACUGUGCCCGAAUUACAGAAUAAACUGGCUGAAAUGGGUGCUGAAGUAGGUCACAGAAUGACGGACCUUCUUGUAAUGAGAGAAAAGAGCGGGAAACGCGAAGUGAAACUUUUGAGUGUUCUUCUUUUUAUUAAAAGCACAGUUUGGAAAUCACUUUUUGGUCGUGAAGCUGACAAACUUGAACAUGCUAAUGACGAUGAUCGAACCUAUUACAUAAUAGAAAAGGAAGCCCUGGUCAAUAAGUUUGUCUCUGUUCCGAAAGACAAGGGAAGUCUAAAUUGUGCAUCAUUUACUGCUGGAAUCGUUGAGGCGAUUCUGUCCGACUGUGGUUUUCCAGCAAAAGUGACUGCACAUUGGCACAAAGGAACAACAUAUAUGGUGAAAUUUGAUCAUGCAGUUAUUACUCGUGAUAAGCAGCUUGAAGAUCGUUAAAUUAAAUUGGUUUUCUAGGUACUUGUAAAGUAUAAAUAAUAAUUUUUCUCAAUUACAAACUUUGAGGAUUUUUGAUUUUAUGGAAUCUGUUACAUUAAUAUAACAGAAAGCCAACU